This is a messenger RNA of Heterocephalus glaber (naked mole-rat), 4407 nucleotides long. The record is from RefSeq and is a predicted model, not a curated record. Lineage: Eukaryota; Metazoa; Chordata; Mammalia; Rodentia; Bathyergidae.
CUCUGUUACCUCGCUCGCGUCCUAGAAGAAGCCAGGCACACUCUCACCCCGGCUUCUCAGAGUGCAGGUUUCUGCCCGCAUCUGCCCCACUGGCACUGCAGUCGCGCUCUGCCCCCGAAGCUCGCGUCCUGGGGAAUUCCCCCGGGGAGCCUGAGGUCGCCAUGGAUCUUGAAGGAGACCUCCAGGGAAGAGCAGGGAAGAACUCCUAUAAACUGGAAAAGAAAGGUAAAAAGGAGAAGAAGAAAAAGCAACCAACCGUCAGUACAUUUACCAUGUUUCGCUAUUCAAAUUGGCUGGACAGGUUAUACAUGGUGCUGGGAACUCUGGCUAGUAUUAUCCAUGGAGCUGCGCUCCCUCUCAUGAUGCUGGUGUUUGGGGACAUGACGGACAGCUUUGCAAAUGCAGGAAGCAAUAGUCAAAGUGCAGCCAACACCACAGUGAGCUUCAAUCUGGAGGAAGAGAUGACCACGUAUGCGUAUUAUUAUACUGGAAUCGGUGCUGGUGUGCUUAUUGCUGCUUACAUUCAGGUGUCAUUUUGGUGCCUGGCAGCUGGAAGACAGACACAGAAAAUUAGAAAACAGUUUUUCCAUGCUAUAAUGAAACAGGAGGUAGGCUGGUUUGAUGUGCAUGAUGUUGGAGAGCUGAACACCCGUCUCACAGAUGAUGUUUUCAAAAUUAAUGAAGGAAUUGGUGACAAAAUUGGAAUGUUCUUUCAAUCAAUGGCAACAUUUGUGGCUGGUUUUAUAAUAGGAUUUACCCGUGGUUGGAAGCUAACCCUUGUGAUUUUAGCCGUGAGCCCUGUUCUUGGACUAUCAGCUGCUAUCUGGGCAAAGGUACUGUCUUCAUUUACGGAUAAAGAGCUCUUGGCCUAUGCAAAAGCGGGAGCCGUGGCUGAAGAAGUCUUAGCAGCCAUUAGAACUGUGAUUGCAUUUGGAGGACAGAACAAAGAACUUGAAAGGUACAAUAAAAAUUUAGAAGAAGCUAAAAGAAUUGGGAUUAAAAAAGCUGUCACAGCCAACAUUUCUAUUGGUGCUGCUUUCCUGCUGAUGUAUGCAUCUUAUGCACUGGCAUUUUGGUAUGGGACCACCUUGGUCCUGUCUGGUGAAUAUUCUAUUGGACAAGUACUCACUGUCUUUUUUUCUGUAUUAAUUGGGGCUUUUAGUAUUGGACAGGCAUCUCCGAAUAUUGAAGCAUUUGCAAAUGCAAGAGGAGCAGCUUAUGAAAUCUUCAAGAUAGUUGAUAAUGAGCCAUGCAUUGACAGCUUCUCAACAAAUGGCCACAAACCAGACAAUAUUAAGGGAAAUUUGGAAUUUAGAAAUAUUCACUUCAGUUACCCAUCUCGAAAAGAAGUCAAGAUCUUGAAGGGCCUCAACCUGAAGGUGCAGAGUGGGCAGACCGUGGCCCUGGUUGGAAACAGCGGCUGUGGGAAGAGCACGACGGUGCAGCUGUUGCAGAGGCUCUAUGACCCCAGUGAGGGCACGGUCACUAUUGAUGGGCAGGACAUCAGGACCAUAAAUGUGAGGUAUCUGCGGGAAAUUAUCGGUGUGGUGAGUCAGGAACCUGUGCUGUUUGCCACCACGAUAGCUGAAAACAUCCGCUAUGGUCGAGAAAAUGUCACCAUGGAUGAGAUUCAGAAAGCUGUCAAGGAAGCCAACGCCUAUGACUUCAUCAUGAAACUGCCUCAUAAAUUUGACACCCUAGUUGGAGAGAGAGGGGCCCAGCUGAGUGGUGGACAGAAGCAGAGAAUCGCCAUAGCACGUGCCCUGGUGCGCAACCCCAAGAUCCUGCUGCUGGAUGAGGCCACGUCAGCGUUGGACACGGAGAGUGAAGCAGUGGUCCAGGUGGCCCUGGAUAAGGCCCGAGAAGGCCGGACCACCAUUGUGAUAGCUCAUCGCUUGUCCACAGUUCGAAAUGCUGAUGUCAUCGCCGGGUUUGAAGAUGGAGUCAUUGUGGAAAAAGGAAAUCAUGAGGAACUCAUGAAAGAGAAAGGCGUUUACUACAAACUUGUCACAAUGCAGACAGGAGGAAAUGAAAUUGAAUUAGGAAAUGAAAUUUUUGAAUCCAAAAGUGAAAUUGAUGCCUUGGUAUCUUCAAAAGAUUCAGGAUCCAGUCUAAUAAGAAGAUCAACUCGCAGGAGUACCCUUGGAUCACAAGGCCAAGACAGAAGGCUUAGCGCAAAAGAGGACCUAGAUGAAAAUAUACCUUCAGUUUCCUUCUGGAGGAUUCUAAAGCUGAAUUUAACAGAAUGGCCUUAUUUUGUGGUGGGCAUAUUUUGUGCCAUUGUAAAUGGAGGCCUGCAGCCAGCAUUUGCAGUAAUAUUUUCAAGGAUUAUCGGGGUGUUUACAAGAAACGAUGAUGCUGAAACAAAACGGCAGAACAGUAACCUGUUCUCACUAUUGUUUUUAAUCCUUGGAAUUAUCUCUUUUAUUACAUUUUUCCUUCAGGGCUUCACAUUUGGCAAAGCUGGAGAGAUCCUCACCAGGCGGCUGCGGUACCUGGUUUUCAGGUCCAUGCUGAGACAGGUAUGUCUGCUGAGGUCUAAUGUGUUUCAGGCUAUAGGUUCCAGGCUUGCUGUAGUUGCCCAGAAUGUAGCAAAUCUCGGGACAGGAAUUAUUAUUUCCUUCAUCUAUGGCUGGCAGUUGACACUUUUACUCUUGGCCAUUGUGCCCAUCAUUGCCACAGCUGGAGUUGUUGAGAUGAAAAUGUUGUCCGGGAACGCGCUCAGAGAUAAGGAAGAGCUGGAAGUUUCUGGAAAGAUCGCUACUGAAGCAAUAGAAAACUUCCGAACUGUUGUGUCCCUGACUCGGGAGGAGAAGUUUGAACACAUGUAUGGGCAGAGCCUGCAGAUACCAUACAGAAACUCGUUGAAGAAAGCACACAUCUUUGGAAUUACAUUUUCCUUUACCCAGGCCAUGAUGUAUUUUUCCUAUGCUGCUUGUUUCCGAUUUGGCGCCUUCCUGGUGGCACAUGGUUUCAUGAGUUUUGAAAAUGUUAUGUUGGUGUUUUCAGCCGUCGUCUUUGGUGCCAUGGCAGUCGGGCAGGUCAGUUCCUUUGCCCCGGACUAUGCCAAAGCCAAAUUAUCAGCUGCCCACAUCAUCAGGAUCAUUGAAAAAGUCCCCGCCAUCGACAGCUACAGCACAGAAGGCCUGAAGCCGAAUAUGCUGGAAGGAAACGUGACCUUCAGUGAUGUUGUGUUCAAGUAUCCCACCCGGCCAGACAUCCCGGUGCUUCAGGGGCUGAGCCUGCAGGUGAAGAAGGGCCAGACGCUGGCCUUGGUGGGCAGCAGUGGCUGUGGGAAGAGCACAGCGGUCCAGCUCCUGGAGCGGUUCUACGACCCAUUGGCCGGGACUGUGCUUGUGGAUGGCACAGAAAUACAGCAACUGAAUGUCCAGUGGCUGCGAGCACAGCUGGGCAUUGUGUCCCAGGAGCCCAUCCUGUUUGACUGCAGCAUUGAGGAGAACAUCGCCUAUGGGGACAACAGCAGGACUGUGUCACAGGAAGAGAUUGUGAAGGCAGCCAAGGAGGCCAACAUCCACCAGUUCAUCGAGUCGCUGCCUGAGAAAUACACCACCAGAGUGGGAGACAAAGGAACUCAGCUCUCCGGUGGCCAGAAACAGCGCAUCGCCAUCGCCCGUGCCCUUGUUAGACAGCCUCAUAUUUUGCUUCUGGAUGAAGCUACAUCAGCUCUGGAUACAGAAAGUGAAAAGGUUGUCCAGGAAGCCCUUGACAAAGCCAGAGAAGGUCGCACCUGCAUUGUGAUCGCGCACCGCCUCUCCACCAUCCAGAACGCCAACGUCAUCGUGGUGAUUCAGAAUGGCAGGGUGAAGGAGCACGGCACACACCAGCAGCUGCUAGCACAGAAAGGCGUCUAUUUCUCAAUGGUCAGUGUCCAGGCUGGAGCAAAGCGCUAGUGAAGUCUGACCACAUGGGAUCUUAAACAUUAAACAGUUGUGUUUAAAUAUGACGUUUGAUCGGGUCAAAAAACAAGCACUGCAUUUGGUAGUUACCUAUUUAGCAUUUCCUGCCACAACUGGAUAAUUUCCAGUCUAGCGUCUUCAGAGACUUCAUAGUUAAAGAAUCCUAGGGGCUGGGGAUUUAGCUCAGUGGUUCCACUGCCUGCCCCGCAAAUACAAGGUCUGAGUUUGAUCCCCAGUACAAAGAAAAAAAAAUAAGUCAAAGAAUCAUAAAUAGAACCACUAUCAAAUGGGAGUGGAUAAUGGUUUGUAUCCAUUACAGAAUUCAUAAAAGGAUUUAAUGUAAUUUUGGAAUAUGUAAUUUAAUGUAAUUUUAUUUAUACUUUAUCAUUGGAACUAUAAGUCACUAUUGCUAAAAGAUUAUUCUAUCAAUAACAAACAGUACUGAUAUGUUUCCCCAGAAGUGCCUAAAAUAAAACUAAACUUUCAUAUC